AUGUCUCGUCUUGGCAAUAUUCCUGACGCAUCUCUGGUUCUGCCUCGUGCUCCUGAUUGUCAGCAUUGUGGAACGAAAAGGUUCCAUUUGGAACCUUCUUCCUUUUGCUAUUCAGGGGGAGAGAUCUCUAUCGUUGCUCCUCCAAUGCCUUACGAUUUGAAACGUUUAUUCAUUGGCAGCGAUGAAAAGAGUGCUCACUUUAGAACCAUUGUUUGCACUUAUAACAACAACCUUGGCUUUACAUCUUUUGCCGCGAAAUAUGACUCUGAAUUAACAAAGAACACAAAAGGUGUCUAUACCUUCCGUGUUCAAGGUCAGGUUUACCACUUUCUUGAUGGUCUUAUUCACUUAGGUGAUCGACCAUCUGGAAUCCAAUUAUAUUUUUUUGACACUGAUGAGGAAUUAACAAAGAGGCUUGUUAACUCAGAUAAGCUGCGCGAAAGCACUUUAAAAUUGCUUAUGCGCGUUCUUUCUGACAAUCCUUAUGCUCGGUUCUUUAAAAGCCUUAGGGAUGUUCCACACCUUGACAACCUGAACAUUAUCCUUAAUUGUUAUCCUUCACUUGACCAGCGAGUAUAUAACCUUCCCUCAACCUCGCAAGUAGCAGCUAUAUGGACUGAAAGUGAAGAUCAGUUAUCCGAUAGGCGCGCUCAUAUUCAGGUUUAUUCUCGCUCGGCCGGUAGCCAUAGGAUUCAACAUUACUAUGGCUGUUACGACCCUUUACAGUACCCUCUCCUUUUCCCUCGUGGUGAGUGUGGCUGGCACCAUGGAAUUAAAAGACUUUGCAAGAGGAAAAGAGGAGGGGACGCUUGUGAGGAUGAUAUUAACAUUGAUCCAACUUCAGUUAACUCCUCAUCGGAGUUAAUCGAUUUAGAACAAAGAGCUGCUGACCGAGGAAAAAUAGAGGAAGGUAUUGUAUCUGCUAGGGAGUACUACUGUUAUAGGUUCCAAAUAAGGGACGAUGAUGAGUCAAUGCUGUUACACACUCUUAGGCUGCUACAACAGUUUUCAGUUGAUGCUUAUGUCAAGAUUGAAACAUGUAGGCUUGACUUUCAUAGGCAUCGACAAAACAAUAUACGUUCCGAAAUUCUACAGGGAGUUCUUGACAGUGUUUCUGUUGGCCAGACUGCUGCUUCUAAGGUUGGUCGUAAGGUCAUUCUUCCAGCUUCCUUUAUAGGUGGUCCGAGGGAUAUGAGGCGUCGUUACCUUGAUGCGAUGGCACUGGUACAAAAAUAUGGAAAACCAGACAUUUUUCUUACAAUGACGCGUAAUCCAGCAUGGAAAGAAAUUCAGGAAAAUUUGAAAUACCAUGAAAAACCUCAGGAUCGGCCAGACCUUCUCGCUAGAGUUUUUAGAGCCAAGUUUGAAAUGCUUAAAGCAGAAAUUCUGAAUAAGCAGAUCUUCGUCGAGGUUUCAGCGUAUGUUUACGUGAUCGAAUUUCAAAAACGAGGCUUUCCUCAUGCCCAUUUAUUAUUGAUCUUAAAACCUGGUCAUAAGCUGCUUAAUCCAGAGUCGUACGACAAAGUAGUUUGUGCUGAGUUGCCCGACAAAGAUAGAUAUCCUCACUUGUAUUCUCUUGUUGUGAAACAUAUGAUCCAUGGUCCUUGCGGAGCCAUGGAUACAUCUUGUCUUUGUAUGAGAGAUGGAACCUGCAAAAAUUGCUAUCCAAAGAGCUUUUGUUCUCAAACGACUCAUGGUGAGGAUACCUAUCUGUGUUAUAGGAGAAGGGAUGAUGGCAAAAAAGUGAAGGUUCGUAGAUUUACUCUUGAUAAUAGAUGGGUUGUGCCUUACAACCCUUACCUGCUUGCUUUAUUUGAUUGCCACAUCAAUGUCGAAAUUUGUUCUACUCUUAAGCUCGUGAAGUACUUGUAUAAGUAUGUUUUCAAAGGACACGAUCAAGUGAGCUUUAAGAUUAUUUCCUGUGGAUCAGCGGAUGCUAUUGAUGAAAUAAAAGACUUCCAGAAAGGUAGAUGGGUUUCAUCUCCAGAAGCUUUUUGGCGCAUUUAUGAAUUUAAGCUGAGCGAAAUGACCCCGGUAGUUUACACCCUUCAGAUUCACCUUCUAGAUCAGCAAUUCAUUUCCUUUGACAAGAACUCUGACUUGCUGCAAUUACUGAGUAAAAUUGACUUUUCUAAGACAAUGUUAACUCAGUUUUUUCGCAUGAACAAAACCAAUCCUAGAGCACAGAAUCUGAAAUGCUUGUAUAGAGAUUUUCCUAAGCAUUUUGUUUGGUCUGCUAAAUAUAAAGAGUGGACUGAAAGAAAGCGUCGAAAGGUGAUUGGUCGCAUGGUCACUGUUAGUCCAAAGGAAGGAGAAAGAUAUUAUUUGAGGUUGCUUUUGACACACAUUGCUGGCCCGACCUCUUUUGAAGACCUUCUGACUGUUAAUGAACAGAAAUUAGGUUCGUUUAGAGAAGCUGCUUUAGCUCUUGGCCUUCUACAGUCCGAUGCGUAUAUAGAGGAGACGCUUCAGGAAGCGAUAGCAUUUCAAAUGCCGUCCUCAUUGAGGCUAUUGUUUGCCACUCUCCUUGUGUACUGUUCUCCGACAAAUCCUAGAUCGCUUUGGGAAAAAUUUGAACAUGAGCUUUCUGCUGACUAUAAUCACCAACAACCAUUCCAUGGCUUUUCUUCACUUGAAAUUAGACGGAAAGUUUUGGAAGAUAUUAACAGUUCACUUGAACAAAUGGGGAAAAGCAUUACUGAUUUCCACUUUGUCUCUGAUGAUUUUACAUGCGACUAUACUGAACGGUUAACAAAGGAGAUUGAAAGUGAGAAAAGCUUAGCAGUGACACCUGAGGACCUGCUUUUGCCUCAGCUGCUAAAUUCUGAGCAAAAACAUGCCUAUGAUCUAAUCCUAACAGCAUGUUUUUCCUUAGAAGGCCAGGCUUUUUUCGUUGAUGGCCCCGGCGACACCGGUAAAACGUUCCUGUAUCGGUUGCUUCUCACGACCUUGCGGUCGCAGAACCAUGUUGCAAUUGUAGUGGCAACAUCUGGAAUUGCGACAUCAAUCCUUCCUGGUGGAAGGACAGCUCACUCGCGAUUCAAGAUACCACUUGAUUUCUCGAAAGCUAAGAGUUGCCAGCUUAGUAAACAAAGUUCUGCUGCAAAACUCAUUUCAGAAUCUAAGCUUAUUUUGUGGGAUGAAGCUUCAAUGGCUAAGCGGGACACAAUUGAAGCCUUUAACGAAUUGCUGAAGGAUUUAAUGGACUCAGAUUUGCCUUUUGGAGGAAAGCUUCUUUUACACGGGUUACUAGAAAGUGUCUUUCCAGAUUUGAACACCUAUUCGCAAGAUCCUUAUAACCUAAUAAAUAGGUGCAUCCUUGCGCCUAAAAAUAGCUCAGUUGAUGAGCUCAAUGAAAUAAUGAUUAGGAGAUUUCUUGGAAGCCUUCAAACUUAUAUUAGCUCGGACAAGACUGUUGAUCAGCGGCACCAAGGUGAUUACGAGGACUUCCUCAAUUCUCAAAAUCCUAAAGGUCUUCCUCCUCAUAAGUUGUUGUUGAAGGAAAACUGUCCACUGAUGCUUCUAAGAAAUCUGAAUCCAGCUGAAGGUCUUUGCAAUGGCACAAGGUUAAUAUGUAAGGAACUUGGCCAACACACAAUUUCUGCUGAGAUUGUUUUUGGCCAUCAUCGAGGAAAAAGAGUUUUCAUUCCAAGGAUACCUCUUCAAACGCCUGACAAUGACAAAAAUGGGAUUCCAUUCAUAAGAACGCAGUUUCCUGUCCGCCUUUGCUUCGCUUUAACCAUCAAUAAAUCACAGGGCCAAACUCUUGACUACGUCGGCAUCUAUCUACGCGAACCGAUUUUUUCUCAUGGCCAGCUGUAUGUUGCUCUAUCCAGAGCUAAGACCGCUGCCAAAGUUAAAGUUCUUCUUGUUCCUGGAACAUUUGAUGACACAAAAGUAGAUUGCAAAACUCGAAAUGUUGUCUUUGAUGAAAUUUUUAGAAUAGCUCAAGCCUAA
Molecule: messenger RNA, 3957 nt
Organism: Coffea eugenioides
Lineage: Eukaryota; Viridiplantae; Streptophyta; Magnoliopsida; Gentianales; Rubiaceae
Exons: 3
Coding region: 1-3957 (1318 amino acids)
Biological process (GO): DNA repair; telomere maintenance
Molecular function (GO): DNA helicase activity
Source: RefSeq, a predicted model, not a curated record